GUUAUUACAAUUAAAAAACCGUUUCUGACCUAACUUUUGUAUGAAACUUUUGAAAAUGUGGACUCGUCCAGCCAUGAGAUACAUCUACAAGGAUAAUCGACCCGAAAUCCUUCUCGAGGACGACGAUGUGCAAAAGAUUUGGCGCUGGUCCCGAUCCGCCAUCCUUUCACAAUAUUACUCAUCUCCUUUGGAUAUUCUGACCGAUGAGGAUUAUCGAGCAAGGAUCAGCCGCAUUCAACAUGGCCUCAUUUUGUUCUACCUUCAGUGGGAAGGAGGGAGCCGCACGGUGAAGGAGCAACUCCUCAACGUCUUGACGGACUUUCAUAAGGACUCGGAAUUCCAAGUGCCGUUUCUGGGUGCUCUAGAUUGCUACGAUUGGCCAUUAGUCUGCGAACAGGAGACGAUCAGAGAAUACCCGACUGUUAGACUCAUCAAAGACGGUCAAAUUCUGGAUUACAGGAGGACACUGACCAUCAAAGAUCUUAGAUCAACUCUCAAGCUGUUGCAGAGGCCAGCUGUCGAAUUGAUCGGGACGAUCAAAGGAGUCGAAGACUUCUUGUCUUCCGAAACGCUCGACAAAUACGAAAUGGAGCAGAACGUGAUCCUCUUCUGGCCGAAUCUUGCCAGCAAAUACGACGGAGAAAGGCUGGGGGUGUUGGGUGCGCUGAUUGGGCAUUACAUGUUUGCAAUGGCAGACAAUUCCUUAUCCUACAUAUUGUAUCAAAAGUACGGUCGCCACCAGGGUCUCCUGCAUUGGGAACAACCCUGGGCAAUGGUUGCUCGAGGAUCUGAUGGUUACAUUCCCCAUCACGUCCGAUCUGUUCUCAUCCUUCUCGAUAAUGGAACCAUCUCGAGCUUCUUUGCAGACAUCACCAUCCCCAUUUUUGGUGAGUUGAAUGCAGCGACAUACCCAAUGUAUACAAGGACAGGGAAGCCCCUGGUGAUGGUUUUAGGCACGGAGUUCCAACGUAUCGCCCCAGCCUCUAUUCUUAGUCGUCUUGCUAUUUCGAGCACUUACCCGCAAUUCCAUUUUGUCUGGCUCAACAGUGGCAAGCCGGAAGUGUCGGUGGCGACGAAGGAUGGGGGACGCGUGGUCAUUCUGGACCAGGGCGAGAAUAAUGCAUUCUGGUACGAUGGAGACACUUCCUUGGAGAAAGACAUUCGUGCUUGGAUCUCCGACUACGUCGACGGGAAACUCUCUCCUCAAUGUACGGAACGUUGA
This is a messenger RNA of Darwinula stevensoni, 1222 nucleotides long. Lineage: Eukaryota; Metazoa; Arthropoda; Ostracoda; Podocopida; Darwinulidae. The record is from the annotation of a GenBank genome assembly.